This is a messenger RNA of Pantherophis guttatus, 2263 nucleotides long. RefSeq names its product glutamate-cysteine ligase modifier subunit (gene GCLM). Gene Ontology annotation, molecular function: glutamate-cysteine ligase catalytic subunit binding; enzyme regulator activity. Gene Ontology annotation, biological process: glutathione biosynthetic process. Gene Ontology annotation, cellular component: glutamate-cysteine ligase complex. The record is from RefSeq and is a predicted model, not a curated record. Lineage: Eukaryota; Metazoa; Chordata; Lepidosauria; Squamata; Colubridae.
UUUUGGGAGGAGCUAAAGCGGGCGCUCAGCGCUUGAGGCUCUUCCCGGCAACGCGCCGCCUCCGCUGCCCAGAGCCCCGCUGUUGCUGCGGCCGCCUCCGCUCCUUUCCUUUGCCCUGACCGGCCACCUGCCCCUAUUGUCCCCGAGCCAUGUGAUUGGGAGGGUGACCGAGCGCUUUUAUUUGCUUAGUCAUCCGCUCCGAGGAGGCGACUCGCGGGCGCUUGUAUAGACUUCCCGACCGAGCCCGGCGGGCGGUAUAGCGGCUCCUCCUCGCCGAAAGAGAAAAGGUUAUCCGGGACUCCCAGCAUGGGGACCGAAAGCGGCCGGGCGGCCGUCCUGCUGAGACAAGCGCGCACCCUCAACCUGCAAACCGGCAACCUGCUCAACUGGGGCCGCUUGCGGAAGAAAUGCCCGGCCACCCCCAGCGAGGAGCUGCGGGAUUGCAUUCAGAAAACCUUAAAUGAAUGGAAUUCAAAAAUCAGCCCUGAUCCGAUGCAGGAAAUUCCAGACAUUAUUGACUGUACUCUCCCACAAGCAGUAGAAAAGAUUAAUUCUGAAGAAAGAGAAGAAUUGAAAGUUUCAGCAAAGCUCUUUGUCACAAGAUCAAACUCCUCAUCAAUCAGAGAAGCAGUCAAUAUGACAUGUUCAGCUCUUGGUGUUGACCAGUUAGAUUCUGUGAUCAUUUCUCCCCCUCCAACUGAAGAUGGAAUUAAUUUUUCUUUAGAAUAUUUACAACCUUACUGGACAGAGCUUGAAAACUUAGUCCAGAACAAAAAGAUUGUUGCCAUAGGGACUUCUGAUCUAGAUAAAACAUUGCUAGAACAGCUGUUCAGGUGGGCACAGGUGAAACCAAGUAGUAACCAAGUGAAUCUUGCUUCCUGUUGUGUAAUGCCACCAGAUCUGACUUUAUUCGCAAAAGAAUUUGAUAUUCAGCUGUUAACUCAUAACGACCCAAAAGAACUGCUUUGUGAAACAGGUUUCCAGGAAGCUCUUCAGGAAAGCCUCCCAGAUUGCCAGGGGCAUGAAUGGAUUCCACUCUGGCUUCUGCGGUAUUCAGUCAUUGUUAAAAGCAGAGGGAUUAUCAAAUCCAAGGGCUACAUCUUGCAAGCUAAAAGGAUCCCAUCAUCUUAACACUGAUCUUGACAACUGGCUACUUCAGAGAGACCCUAUCUCUACUUCAUAUUGAACCUAGUAGUUGUUUUUUAAUCGACAAAAUUAUCAUAAAACCCAGAUUGCAUAUGGGUUGGUACUCUUGAGCCCAUUCUUUCAAUUUCAUUUACUUUCACAUACUAUAUGGUGAUCUGUGUUGAGAACAGUUGGCUCACCUAUAACAAUAUUGUUUUUCAUUAAAAUUUACUAAUUUAGGGAUAUUGUAUGUAAUCUUUGGAAUAUUUUAAUGACUAAUAUAAAUUCAAAAUCUAGCUAGCUAUAUUUUGAUUGAAGUAUUUUUAUUUGUAAGGCAUAAUUGACUUGGUAUACUUUAUGGCUGCUGAGCUGAUGGAAAACUAAAUAAACCACAUUUUGGUGGAAUAAGCAGGUGACUUCACAAGUGGUAAAAAUAUGUGAAAUAUUUAAUAGAGUCAUGAAUUUAUAUUCAGUUCACUACGCCUCAAACAUCUUACCAGAGUUUGACUAGCCAUGCACAAUCUUUGUUAUGUUUGUUGUAUUCUUCUCUUGGCAUAUGUUCAGAAGAUUUUUUUAACUCAGAAUUAUAUGGCUCCAGUGAAGAGUAGAACUAACUUUAAAAAUUGGUUUUGCUGAAGUUAAAACAUACUUAUAUUUUGAAAAAGAUAAAAAGUUGUAUAUAUAAAUUUCAGCAUUGCACUGAGUGUAGCUUCUUAGACGUUUUUAGGAAUUCUUAAAAACAACCAGAGGUGCAGAUAAAUUACUUUGAAGUUUGUGGGUUCUUCAAAAUAAAUUGAUUCAAUGGUCUUAAGCACUUAGUUUAAUUUAAAAACUGCUGCAGUUAAAUGAAUAUUUUAAUUCAGAUUAUCUCUAAAGAGGUUUGCUUAUUGAGAUUUCAGUAGUUCAACAAUGUACAUUUUUGCCAUUUUAUUGUGUAUUUCUGUGUUAUUAAUGCACAUAUGAAAGUUAUGUAAGGGAUGCAAACUUUAUCUGGAUUUUAAGAUUUUAAUUUAUAAAGAAAAUGUUAUAGCUUUACUAAACGUUUUAUUAUGUUUUUCAUACCAUAUUCACAUACUUGGAUCCAUUCCAACAGGGAAACCUCUUAUACUUUAUAUUAAAAUAAUUUUGCAUUAGAUAA